This is a messenger RNA of Colletotrichum lupini, 114 nucleotides long. RefSeq lists its product as uncharacterized. Lineage: Eukaryota; Fungi; Ascomycota; Sordariomycetes; Glomerellales; Glomerellaceae. The record is from RefSeq and is a predicted model, not a curated record. The coding region runs from base 1 to 114 and encodes 37 amino acids. The transcript has a single exon.
AUGCGAGUUAGAGCCCACGCAUCUCGGGACACGAUACGACUCUCUAUUACUAUUAUUUCCUUCAAUUUUAGGAUGUUUCUGCGGCGUUUUCCACCGGGAUACGAAGAACGAUGA